UCGCACAGUGACAUGGCGAUCUGAUGUACGGAAAGCAGAAAGUAGGGUUCUACUUCCCGACUCAGUGUAAAUAACGCUGAAUAUGUCUGUAGUUUGCCAUCCUUGAAAAGAACAACGGUCGGAUUCCUAUGGCCAUUAUGUUCCCGUGAGCUCCAGUGAGCGUACAUGCUGUGGUUUUUGGUAGCAGAGUUUGGGAUUCGAUCCCGGGUGGCUGGACUCGAGUUGCCCGUGUUCUGAACGAGGUGUUUCAGCCUCCGCCACCGGGGAGGAAACCGUAGCAGCACACAUGCUGGAAAGGGAUCAUCUGAUUGAGAAGGAACUUGCUCCACACAUGAGGAGGCACCUAAAAGACCAAGCACAGUAUCAGAAACGCAGAGCCUAUGGAUCCCACUGACUCUGGACAAGGGCAAGAGAAGCCAUCAGAGGAUGGUGUGGAAUUAACACUAAGCUCAAAAGGACGGCAACGGAAGAAAAAUUCCAAAUAUCUUGAUUAUGAAAUUGAUGACAAAGCUAUUGAACCCCAUUCCCCCCAAACAGCCAGAAAGAGCCCAGGAGGAAGAAGGGCAGCUUCUCAAAAGCCUUGGGCAAAGAGUAAAACUGCUAAGACUGCCACACAGGACACUGUGGAUGGAGAAAAUGAAGGAACAGACAAAACACCUACAGAGUGUGAGGGCCAAACCACAGCAGAAACCGCUAAGGAACCAGUGAGAGGCAAGAAAGCAGCAUCAAAAAGGACUCCUGCUAAGAAAACUCCUGCCAGGAAAACUAGCAACACUAAUGUGGACUUCCCAGAUGGAGAGGGUGUGGUUAAAGAUACGGUGCAGCAGGAGAAUGGGACGCCAAAGCCGAAGAGGAAGUAUGUAAAGAGGCAACCUGUACAGCAGGUGGAGCCAGUUAAAGAGAAGGAACCAGAGGAACCCGAUGAGGAGCCCGGGCAAGGUGGCCGGCGGCGGAGAGGAGCUGCCAAAGCGGCAUUGAAGUACCUCCACAAUUUGGCACAAGAGGUGUUUGGUCACCAGGCUGAUGAUCCAGGAGAUGAAGACGCUGGUUCAGAACAGAAAGCCAAAGCAAGCAAAGUGGGUAAAGGCAGAAAGAGGAAACGUUUUGACAGUGACGCAGCAGAAGAUGAAGACUUUGUGCCAGAUCAUGAGGAACAGGAGGAUGCAGAUGAGAUGGAAGAUGAUGAGGAAGAAGCAGCAGACGACUCAGACCUGGACUCUGAUUUUGUCAAACAUAGAAGAAACCCACCGAUUUAUUACGUCAGCAAUAACAAUACAUGCUCGUACGCCAAAGCCCAAAAUGGACUUAACGCUAAUAUCAUGAAAACUGCUUUGGAGAGUGCAGAGACCACUAAGAAAUUUCGGGAAGAGCACUACAGCAGCUGGGUGUUUCCAGAGUGGGUCCCCUCCACCAAUGAUUGGGUUCCUGUGCCACAAAGUGAUCUGGAGAAAUAUCUGCCUCGUACGCUUCACUCAGCUGCUUUCAAAGUGUCCAGAGAAGGCCUCAAGAAGGAGGAAAUACCUCUGCAAAGACUCAAAAGGUUCGAGUCCAUGCCUCCUCACCCAGAACGCUGGGACAUGAUGCUGUACGCGGGGGGACCGGUCUGGGCUCUGGAGUGGUGUCCAACGCCCGAUGGUGCUCUUGCCACCCAGUACAUGGCUCUGUCCUGUCAUCAGCAGAUGGAUGACUUUCACUAUGUCGACAAAACCUACACAGGAACUGGACUCGUUCAGCUGUGGGAUGUGGGCAAACUGGAGUACAGCAGCAGACCAGAGUCCAAGCCAGUCAUGGUUUACAGUUUGGCCCAGGAUAAGGGCUUUAUCUGGCAUCUGAAGUGGUGUCCUGCUGGAGGCUGGGAACUUCCCAGCUGUGCCAGAAAAGCUCCAUUCUUGCCCAGACUCGGUCUUCUGGCAGUGGCCACGUCCACCGGGGUUGUCACCAUUUACAGCAUGCCCCACCCUGAUGCACUGCGCUCCAGCAUCACUCUAGCAAACUCUGGUAAAGACAUUGAAACACCCCAAAUAUACAAGGCUAAAGGAGUGGUAACGUUGAAGCUCGGUGCCUUCAGAGCCCCUCGCAAUGAAAUGAGUGGACUCGUCCUGUCUAUGGAUUGGGCUCCUGAAAAACCACACAAUAUAAUGGCUAUUGGAUUCUAUGAUGGUGUUGUAGGUCUUUGGGAUCUCACAACGAGUUCUGCACUGUUGCGUGUGCGAGAGCCAGACAGGUCACUGAGUCUGCUGCCCUACAGAUGCAUCCCAGCUCACAGCAAUGGAGUCCGGGCCCUGGCCUUCUGUCCUGCCUCCAGACACCUGUUGGUGACAGCAGGUGAUGACCGCUUCGUGAAGAGAUGGGACCUCAGGAGGCUCUAUGAUCCCAUCACGGUUCAGAAACGCAGUGUGGCCAAUGAAAUCCACUGGCCACUGAAUGCACCGGGGGUUAUGAUGGCCCAGGACAACGCCAUUGUGGCGAAAAGUUCACACGGAGUCCAUUACGUCGACCACCACAUGCGCUCAGUCUUUGUGAUUCCCAGGACUGGCACCGUGUGGUCUCUGUCUCACACUGAGUGGAUUAACUGUGUGGCGACCGCAGACAGCCUCGGAGAGGUGAUUUUCUCUCUGUUACCUCAGAUCAGCUGCGCCGCUCCAUACGUCAAACGCACAAUAGAGAGACGAUUUCCUAUCUACGUAACAUCUAUGGUGCCUUAUGAUGCAACUGAAGAAGGAAAUCAGAAGGUGGCAGGAGAGGAAGAAGACAUGAAUACUAAUGAAGAGCAGCAACGAAGAGAGACGGAAGAACCAGGUGCUGCACAGGAAGGAGGAAAUGAGAACGGCAACGAAGGAGGAAGAGUUAGACAACAAUGUCCUGCUCUGAGGUUCCAGCCUUACAGAGAGGCCGCACAGAAAUACUCCCUCCACUACACAGAUUAUGAUUUGCGGACCGCUGCAGGAAGCGAGAAGCGAGCUGUGUGGAAGCACAUGAAAGACACUGAACUGAAGGCCAAGCUCAGCGUGGAUGACAUGCCUUUAUCUGCUCUAUAUAAGGUGCGUUUCAACCCGAACAUGAGCUGCCACGACUGGGUUGCGUCCGGGGGCCAGACUGGACUAGUUAGGUUUAACUGUAUAAGGACUCUGACGAACACUCAUCUGAAGAAGAGGAUUGGUGAGAGCCAGGCCCAGUUCAACGCGCUGUACUCACCACAAGGCCAAAAUGAGGCUAUCGAAACGGUGACGGAGAAGCUAUAGCAGGAGUUUUACUUCACUACAGUGGAUUGUACUCACUCAAUAGACACACAAAAAACAGACCUCUGAAAAAGUAGCUGUGAAUAAUGAAAAUAUAUGAGUAUUCUGUUUUUAUUCUUAUGCAUUUGUAUAUGUGAAAGUCAGACAACAAAAAAAUAAUGAUAUGAAGCCAUGAAUGUACUUCAGGUAUAAUUGGUCCAGGUUUUGAAGCAUCUGUCUUUGAGACAUUUGCUCUUCUAAAAUGGUAAAAUCAUGGCGAGAUAUAUCCAGAACCCCUGAAUGCCACUCCGUAAAUAAUUUCAACUUUAAACUGAAAUGAUUAAAAAUACAAUGUGCAGAUCAUGAAAAGUAAACCUUUUUCAUUAGCAGUUGAGGGGCUUUUCUUUUUUCUUUGGUCAACAUUUCCCCCUGAGAGAAAACUUUCCCUCCGUAGCCCAAACCCAACCAGAAUCUGCUGAGCUUCCUAACAAAGGUGUCACACAAAAUGUUUCCAUCUGUUCCCUUUUCCCCUCAUCGAAUGAUGAUAAACAGUCCUGAUGGUGACAGUUCCUUUCUUUGCAUCAGAGAAACUGCAGCAGCUGGCAGACAAGUGCCUUCAGUCACACAGGCCUAGAGACCCUUUUAGUGACCCCCUGGUAACCACAGGUUUCUAAGUAUUCCCCAGCUGGUUGGAGAGUGGUUGCUGGCAGAUGAAAUUGGUCGCAAAGAAGAUUACAGUGCUGCACCGAAAACAUUUUGCGAUUGAUUUGCUCACUGGCGGUCACCUAUAGUUUCCCUGGAAGAUGCAAACUUGUCUGCAGAUACUUGCAAACUGCUCUCCAAGCAGUAGUGAAACUGAAAAGUGUGACACAGACCAGAAAUGGAGAACAUUCGCCUUCAAAGUAAAAGUUGCACCUUUUGAAACGUGUUGCUUGCAGCAGUAAGGCACUACUUUGAAGGUGAGUGUUCUCCAUGUGCUGAAGAGCUGAAAGAGGUUUAAAAAGUUACGUUGUUUUUUUAUAGUGAAGGUGGCUUUGUUUCCCUGCCACCAACGGAGGAGUAAAUAAUAACAAAAAAAACAAAUAAACAAUAAAGAAAUUGGUGCAUCUGUAGGGAGAUGAUUUUUGAUGAUUUGAGAUUUAGCCAGAGUGUUCAGAAACUCCAAGAAUAGGUUCAUUAGUUAAACCCACUUGCGUUUGUAUUGUUUCUACUUUAUUACAUCCUUUAUUUUUGGGAGUGUUUUUUUUUUUUUUUUCACUUGAAAAUACAUUUUUUCACUUUAUCGCACCACCUCACAACAUCGACCGCAAGCUGGGAGUGCAUCUCUGGGCUAAUUUUUUUGUAUGUUUCAUAUUAAGAAUAACUCAGGCUCUAAUAGGGAAAAUACUUGAAUUUUUUUAUACCUGUAGGAUGUAACGUUUUUACAUUUUAAAUCUUUUUUCUGUUGUUGAUCCUUUUUGUUACCCGCUGUACGUAUUCCUGCUGUUGCUUUUCUCCAGUGGUGACAGCUGCUGUUUUAUGACACACCUAAUUUAUUUUUAACCGUCUGCAAAAAAAAACCAUCGGUCUUUUUUUCCUCUGAGUUAAAUUAGGGGUUUUAAAACAUGCUUCAUUUUUUAAUUAUUUACAAAGCUUAGUCACAGUUUCACAUAUUUCAUGAUAAUGGUGCCAGGUGUGGACAUAUUUCAUUACUUGCAUUAUCUUUAACUUAUUCAUAAAAGCAUCAAAAAUGUCCUCGCCCUGC
Messenger RNA from Archocentrus centrarchus (flier cichlid), 4962 nucleotides. RefSeq names its product general transcription factor IIIC, polypeptide 2, beta (gene gtf3c2). Bases 381 to 3242 code for a protein of 953 amino acids. Gene Ontology annotation, molecular function: protein binding. Gene Ontology annotation, biological process: transcription by RNA polymerase III. The transcript is spliced from 20 exons. Gene Ontology annotation, cellular component: transcription factor TFIIIC complex. NCBI's taxonomy places the organism in Eukaryota, Metazoa, Chordata, Actinopteri, Cichliformes, Cichlidae. The record is from RefSeq and is a predicted model, not a curated record.